CUUGGCUUCCCUUAUAGCUAUAUGUUAAUGACAUACACAUGGGCUCGGUGGUACAGUAUACUGUGGUGGGAAAAGAGGGGAGGGAGGGGGGCGAUAACAUAAGCCAGUGUCUCUUUAAAAAAUGUGAAGUUUCUUCUUGUAUUCCAGAAUGAGGUCAGACACGAGGCUCCUCAUUGCACACGCUGAUUAUUAUUAGAUUCCAUUUUGGACCAAUCGGCGUCGAGAUGGGCGUGGAUUUGGCGCGGAGGCAGGCUAGCGACAGCUUCCCAUUGGCUUAUUUUUUAUCACCGUUGUAUCUCGGGAAAGGAUAAAUGCAUGCAAAGAGGGGGGACCAGACUGGAGGGCUGCUUGAAACUCUGCUGCAAGUCUACAGAUGGAGGGCGGACCGUGUUAUUCACUUUAAGUUCCUUUUUUUUUUUUUUUUUUGUAAUUCCCUCUCCCUCCCCAGCAUGUCUGGUUUUUGUCUCUAGGAGAGGGGACGCAGGCUGAUGCCGAGAAAAAAAAAGCACUUAUAACUGUACUUGGGAGCCUUUAGCAGUAGUGGGCCACCGAGUCAGCGCAGACCGUGUUGUGCUUCUGCUGGGCAUAACUCGUUUGCAUCGAUUUUUACUACACUGACGCUUUUUUUUUUUACUACACUGAAGGAAGGAAGAGAGGGAGAAGUCAGACAUUUAAAACUGCUCUGGAAGUUAAAACUUUGUGUUGCAUAUUUGGCCAAACUGGACUGGGUUGAUACUGCACACCAGAGGAGUGGGAAACAAAACAAAACAAAAAAAAAUAACAAGAAAACCCAAAACAAAACUUCCAAAAAAAAAAAAACCUCAACUCACACGCUGGGAGAAAAGAGCUGAGUUUGCUUUUAAGUGCACCGAGAAGAGAGGCAGCAUGGUGCAAAAGAUGAGCCACACAGAGAGCACCGCGGAGGCGCUUUCUUCCUUCUUCAGCGGGGACUCGAGCUCCGGGGCCAGCAUGGAUCUAGACCCCGGCGACUCGCCCCUGUCCCCGGGCUCCACAGCCUCCUCGACCGCCGGGGACAAGCUGGGCGACAACCCGGCGUGGUGUAAAACCCCGAGCGGCCACAUCAAGAGACCCAUGAACGCGUUCAUGGUGUGGUCCCAGAUCGAGAGGAGGAAGAUCAUGGAGCAAUCCCCCGACAUGCACAACGCCGAGAUUUCCAAACGGCUCGGCAAGCGGUGGAAGCUGCUCAGGGACAGCGACAAGAUCCCCUUCAUCCAGCAGGCGGAGCGGCUCAGGCUCAAGCACAUGGCGGACUACCCCGACUACAAGUAUCGGCCCAGGAAGAAGGUCAAGUCGAGCGCCCCCAAGCCGGGAAGUGACGGCGAAAAGGCGGAAAAGCUCAACGGUAGCUCGGGCAACACCAGCAUGAAGUCGUCCUCGUCUUCGAGGAAGAACGGACUCAAAUCGCCCAGCAGCAAAGCCCACAAAACGCCUUUGGGGAGCAGCGGCAACAAAAGCUCGCAGUCGGCCUCGGAGCAGCCGCAGCCGCAGCCGGAGCACCACGGCCAGCCGCUCUACAAGUCCAAGCCGGCGGCGUCCACCGCCAAGCAGGUACCCGAGGGCAAGAGAGCCAAGCGGGUGUACCACUUUUACGGGGGCGCCUUGAGCGUCAGCCCCGCGUCGUCGGUCACAGUCCCGGCCAGUCCCACGCUCAGCAACUCGGCGGACUCCAGCGACCCGCUCAGCCUGUACGAGGACGGAGUCGGCGGCAGGGAGGAGGGAGGCGAGUCCCCGGGAAGCGGCGGCAGCCCGGGCGGCUCGUCGGUGCGCCACGGCGGGCAAACGCACAUCGGUCGGCGGGCUUCGUCGCCCACACCCUCCGGCUCCCACUGCUCCGCCUCCUCCUCCUCCUCCUCUUCGUCGUCGUCGUCGUCUUCCUCCUCGGAGGAGGACGAAGAUUUUGAGGACGACCUGCUCGACAUGAACCCGAGCCCCAACUUCGACAACAUGUCACUGGGUAGCUUUAGCUCCUCGGUGCUGGACAGGGACUUGGAUUUGAACUUUGAGUCCGGCUCCGGGGGCUCCCACUUCGAGUUCCCCGACUACUGCACGCCCGAAGUCAGCGAAAUGAUUUCCGGGGACUGGCUGGAGUCCACCAUUUCCAACCUGGUCUUCACGUAUUAGCACCAAAGCGGCACAAGCGACGACCACACACGCGGAGCCCCGGUGACCCGACGCAAGCGGCUGGGGGUGGGCGGCGACUGCUGCUGCUGCUGCUGCUUAGCCUGCGAACUACCAGAGCAGUCGGGACGCGUUGAAAACAAGCGCUCGGAAAGCUCCACUUUGAAAGCAGCAGCAAAAAAAAAAAUAAAUACAUUAAAAAAAAAAAAAAAAAUAGCCCACUUUGGUGGGCUACUUGGCUUUGAAUGUGCGGACCGUGGAGGACUGUGGGACGGCCGAGCGUGGGAGGCUGCAAAACUUGCAGCGAAGCCGACAAAAGUGACACUGCUUUGGGGUUUCCUGUUGAAGAAAACGCUCGGCGGUGAACCGGUUGACCCGAAACAACUUUACUGUGAUUGAUUUGCACGUUAAGCGGUCCACCGUUCACUUAAUCAAUGUUGUUGCUGAUUUAUUUUUCAAAGGGACAUUUUCCAACUUUUUUUUUUCGUUUUUCCUUUUUUUUUUUUUUUUUUAACCUAGUGAAUUUCACCACUAAAAAGGUACACAACUCGCACUCUCGCGACAUUUUUACAGCCGUGUGGUCACUGAGGGAUUUUGUAUGUCACCGAGGUGGGUUGAAUUAUUAUUAUUUUCAAGUUUGACAUCUCAAAAGCAAAAACAUUGAAGCAUGAUAGCCUACUUUUUUUUCCCGAUCUUGUGCUGACAUGUAAUGUGAGACUGGCGAGCAGUUACAAAUGGUAGCUACAGUAUUAGGGUUAUUUAAAAUGUACAGAGCCUCUCUUUUAUAUUU
Molecule: messenger RNA, 2929 nt
Organism: Syngnathoides biaculeatus (alligator pipefish)
Lineage: Eukaryota; Metazoa; Chordata; Actinopteri; Syngnathiformes; Syngnathidae
Gene: sox4b
Product: SRY-box transcription factor 4b
Exons: 1
Coding region: 886-2142 (418 amino acids)
Biological process (GO): positive regulation of transcription by RNA polymerase II; anatomical structure morphogenesis; cell differentiation
Molecular function (GO): DNA-binding transcription activator activity, RNA polymerase II-specific; RNA polymerase II cis-regulatory region sequence-specific DNA binding
Source: RefSeq, a predicted model, not a curated record